Danaus chrysippus (African queen) is the source of this 732-nucleotide messenger RNA. Lineage: Eukaryota; Metazoa; Arthropoda; Insecta; Lepidoptera; Nymphalidae. The record is from the annotation of a GenBank genome assembly.
UUGGACGUUCCUCGCUGGGCUGAUCCGAGAAUAGAAGCGCAGCUUCGCUGUCACUACACCAAGCAGCCUAUGGACCCCGCGUUGCAUUCAGUGAAAUGGUAUAAAGGGAGCCAUGAAAUCUUCAGAUACACACCGCAAGAGUUCGAGACGAGAAUCUUCAACGACAGUGGGAUAUUUAUAACAAACAGUUCUUGCGAUCUGUCGUCUUGUAUCAUCACUUUGAAGCCUGAACCCGGCACAGCAAAGUACACUUGCGAGGUCUCCAGUGAAGGCCCUCGCUUUGCACUAGCGAGAAAAUCUGCCAAUAUGACGUUAGCAGUAUUACCGGAGUAUGAACCGUUGAUUACUGGUCUGCCAACGUUCGUGAACGCUGGUGAACAGGCGUUAGUCAACUGCACGUCAGACUACUCCCUCCCAGCAGCUAUCAUAGACUGGUUUGUGGAUUCCGAACCUCAGGAGGAUCCAGUUAUAACUGGUGUAACCCACGUCUCUGGUGCUGAUGGUGACGGUCUGCGUGCAUCGUGGCGGACUCUGCACGUUUUCCCUGACGACUACGCUACACACCGUGGCUAUCUAGCUCUUCAAUGUCGAGCCACACUUCCUACUAGACCGCCACACAUCCGAAGCAUGGCAGUCAGGCUGUUCGUCGCUAGCAGACCACACAUAUCGUCUUAUAUGUUAAGUAAAAAUAUGCCUCGUACUUGUUUUUCUGAAAUCUAUUAUAUUUCAUAA